AUGAGGAAAAUCACUUUGAUCUCUUACAAAACAACCAUGACACAGCUACCCAAGAGAACGUCUACCCGCUCCUCCAACUUCCUUAAGCCUCCUGGUUGUCCCAAGUAUGUCUUCAUACUAGGUACAAAGAAGCCAACCAGACCAAGAAACAAGUUUAUUAUUAUGAGAACAAUUUUCCAUAAGUCCUCUUCCAAGAUCGUCAGUGCAAUAUGGAAACAUUCUCCCAACCAGUUCCAAAAAUACUUCCAACUCCUCGCUCAGUUCGAGCACAACUCCCACAACCACAACCACCUUCCUGCUGCCGCCCUCACCGACGCAGAUGCCUUUCUUCUAAUCGCCCGCCUCCUAAAAUCCCGCCAGCAGAAAAAAAAAGUGAAAAUGUUAUGUGGUCGUUUUUAG
Molecule: messenger RNA, 399 nt
Organism: Eremothecium sinecaudum
Lineage: Eukaryota; Fungi; Ascomycota; Saccharomycetes; Saccharomycetales; Saccharomycetaceae
Product: HDL566Wp
Exons: 1
Coding region: 1-399 (132 amino acids)
Source: RefSeq, a predicted model, not a curated record